AUGUCUACAUUUAAUGCUAAAGAAUUUUGUGAAAAUCCUACACUUGAACAAUUAGCCGAACCUAUUAAGAAAGAUGAUUGGCGCUUUAUUGCUCAAUACUUCUCGGUACCUCAUUCGGGUUCAGCAACUAAGAAAGUAAUUAAGGAACUAGUAUUAGAAAAUCUAAUUCAAAGAGAAUUACUUCCCUCUGAAGCCACUGAUUCUUUAAACCCUCAAGAUCCCGAACUGCUUGACGUUAGAGACACUUCCAUGCUGUCUGAUCAGAAAGAGGAGUCUUGGUCCACUGCUCGACUAGAAUUUGAAAAGUAUGCUUUUGAUUUAAAACUUAAGAAUCUACCCCUUGUUCCUUCAUUUCUUGAAAAUGAUCCUGAUGGCUCAUUCCGUAACUUUGAGAAAACUGCUGAACACUUUAAAUUUCCCUAUGCUGAGUGGACUUGGCUUCUCCAACCUAAAUUAAGCGGUAAAGCUGCCAUCACCUUUUCAAAUCUUGAUUGCAUUGAUGAUUAUGAAUCCAUAAAACAGUCUAUUCUUGAUGCUUAUGCAAUCACACCUGACGGCUACAGACAAAAGUUUCGAAGUCUUACUAAGUCUCCUCAUGGUACCUUUGCUGAAUUUUUUACUGAGAAGGCUAGAUUGUUUAACAAAUGGCUAGAUUCAACUUCAACUAAAUCUUUCUCACAAUUAAAAGAACUUCUUAUUUUAGAAGAAGUAAAAAGAAAGUUACCCUUCGAUAUCCUUAAGCAUAUAGAAGAUAGGGGUGAAACCGAUCUCCUUAAAGCAGCACAAAUAGCUGAUUCAUUUGCGCUUUUGAAAAGGUCACAGCUGGGUAAGGUAGACAAGGUUAGAUUUUAUGUACAGUCCUCCUCUGGUGAAAACCUUGGGAAUGGUGGUGGUAAAGCUGGCAAAAUUGCACCAUUAAACUUUUGUUCUUAUUGCAAGCGAGCAGGUCAUACCAUAGACAAGUGCAAAGACCCAAAGUGUAGAAAGUCUGGCAUAAAUGUAAGACCAUUCAUAAGUCCAAGCAUCCAAGCUUUUGAACCAAAACCAGUGGCAAGUGUGACAAAUGUAAACUCUCCAGAUCCAUUCAGUGAUUUUAAAUAUCGGGGAACUGUCUCUCUUGAUUCAAUGAGUAAAUCAUAUCCCAUACUCAUCCUUAGGGACACUGGAGCUGCUCAAAGUAUAAUUCUAAAGUCUGCUUUACCUGGAAUUGAGACAAAAUAUACAGGUGAAAAAGUUCUUGUUAAAGACUUGACUUCCAAAAUUAGUUAUAAACUAGCAAAUAUUUUUCUCACUUCUGAUUUUGUAUCAGGGGAAAUAAAGAUAGCUGUGACAGAAAAUAAUUUUCCAAUAGAGGGAAUAAGUUUAAUUCUUGGACAUGAUCUAGCAGGGAAAUUAGUGUACCCUACAAUUAAUGUUGUUGCUAAGCCUUUAACCUAUAGCCCAACUAAAGAACUGGAUCAGAAACAACCUCAUAUUUUCCCUGUGUCUCAAAACGAUGACCCCUCUCUUGCUAAAUGCAGACAUGUUGCCUCAGACAGUCUUAAAGAUCAAAAGGUCCCUGGUUUUUAUUAUCAUGACGGACUAUUAAUGAGAGUAUUCCGUCCUCCUGAACUCCGUGCUUUAGAUACAUGGUCAGAAGUACAUCAAGUUGUAAUUCCGUUGUCAGUUCGGAAAUCAGUCAUGACACUUGCACAUGAUGGUUUAGCAGGUCACUUAGGUAUUCAAAAAACAUACAAGAAAAUACUUCAAAAUUUCUAUUGGCCAGGUAUGAAGAAAGAUGUUACACUAUUUAUCAGGUCUUGCCAUGUGUGUCAAGUUGGGGGAAAACCCAAUCAAAUAAUUCCAAGAGCUCCUUUACAUCCUAUUCGAGUAGACUCAGAUCCAUUUGAAAGAAUUGUAAUUGACUGUGUAGGACCACUGCCUAAAACAAAGAAAGGGAACCAUUAUCUCUUUACAAUUAUGGAUACUGCUACAAGAUAUCCAGAGGUUUACCCUUUAAAGAAUAUUUCUGCCAAUUCCAUUGUAAAAUGUCUACUUCAUUUUUUCACUUCAUUUGGAAUCCCUAAAGAGAUUCAAUGUGACAAAGGCAGUAAUUUUACAAGUGACUUGUUUCAAAAAGUCUUAGAACUGUUAGGUAUCUCGCAACAAAUGUCAACAGCUUAUCAUCCCCAGUCACAAGGUUGCCUUGAGAGAUUUCACCAGACCUUAAAAUCUAUGCUAAAAAAGUAUUGCUUAGAAACAGGGAAUUCCUGGGAUGAGAACAUUCAUUUUCUUCUGUUUGCCCUGAGGGAAUGUCCACAAGAAUCACUUGGAUAUUCUCCAUUUGAAUUACUAUAUGGAAGACAGAUUAGAGGUCCACUUAAAGUUCUUAAAGAUCGGUGGUUUUCAGACUCUUCAGAUUCCCCUAAUCAAACAGUGGCAUCUUACAUAGAUAAUCUUAGAGCUAAGUUAUCAGAGGCAAGAAAAUUGGCUCUCUCUAAUCUUCAUAACGUUCAAAUCAAAAUGAAGUCUUCUCAUGAUUUAAAAUCACAAACUCGAGUAUUCUCUCCAGGAGACAAGGUUUUACUGUUCCUUCCAAUUCCAGGAAACCCUCUUAAGAGCAAAUUCAUUGGGCCUUAUGUUGUUUCUCAUAAAGUUUCUGAUUACAAUUAUGUAGUUCAAACUCCUGAUAGACGUAAAGAUACCCAGUUGGUACAUAUCAACUUAAUCAAAUCGUAUAUUGACAGGCAGCCAAAGGAGGACUUUGCCAAAGGCAAAUCUAUUGCAUGUAUGAUUCCUCAGGAAUCUCCCAUAACUUCUAUGUCUAACGAGUAUAUUGAGGAGACUGAUUACAUAGAAAUCCCAGGUCCUCAUAAUCCACAUAACUCUGAGAUAAUAGCUAAUCUUCAUAAAUAUUUAAAUUACUUGCCUGCUUCAAAGUUAAAUGAUGUAUAUCUAAUACUGAAAGAUUUUCCUCAGGUAACAGCUGAUAACCCAGGGUUUUGUGGCCAUACUCUACAUGAUGUUGAACUCACUCCCGAGGUAAGACCCAUUAGGCAAAGUUCAUAUAGACUCAGUCCAGAGAAGAAAGCUGUUAUGAAGAAGGAAGUAGAUUAUCUACUUGAUCAUGGUUUAGCUGAACCAAGUAACUCUCCAUGGGCUUCACCCUCACUGCUAGUGCCAAAACCUGACGGUACCAGUAGAUUAUGUACAGACUACCGAAAGUUAAAUAAAGUAACUAUACCUGACUCCUAUCCUCUUCCUUUAAUUGAAGAACUUGUAGACUCGAUAGGACAAGCCAAAUUCAUAACCAAAAUUGAUAUGCAGAAAGGUUACUAUCAAAUAGGAUUAACAGAUAAUGCUAAAAUCAUAUCUGCUUUUAUAACUCCUUUUGGUUUAUAUAAUUAUACAGUAAUGCCUUUUGGGAUGUGUAAUGCACCAGCCACCUUUCAACGAGCAAUCAAUUAUACCAUUCAGGGUCUUGAAGGUGUUAAAUCUUAUUUAGAUGAUUUACUUGUUAUCUCCAACUCAUGGGAUGUUCAUAUCCGUAGGCUACGCUCUCUGUUCUCCCGCUUAGACGAAGCUGGAUUCACCAUCAACUUGGCCAAAUCUACUUUCUGCAGUGCCUCCGUGACCUACUUGGGACAUAUCGUGGGUCACGGACGAACGUUGCCCAAACAAGCAAACGUAGAAGCAAUCCAGGCAUACCCCACUCCAACAACUCGGAAAUCUCUCAUGAGGUUUUUGGGCAUGGUGGGAUUCUACAGACGCUUCUGCAGUAACUUCUCGUCUAUAGCUACGCCUCUAACGGAUAUGACCAGCUCUAAGUGUGCUUUCCAGUGGACUUCCGAGUGCGCUGAAGCUUUUGAUAAACUGAAGCUCUUCAUUUCUUCGGAACCGGUGCUGAGAACUCCCGAUUACUCUCGUCCUUUCAGUCUGCAGAUUGACGCUAGUGGCCAUGGUGUUGGAGCGGUGCUACUACAAGAGGAUGAAGAUACUCGGGUGAUGCAUCCAGUUUCAUACUUCUCGGCAAAGCUGAAAAAACAUCAAACACAAUACUCUACUAUAGAACGUGAGGCUUUAAGUUUGGUAUUAGCCCUGAAAAAGUUCGACUGCUACCUCCAUAGCCAUCAGCCUGUGGUGGUGUAUACAGACCACAACCCUCUAGUGUUCAUACAUCGGAUGCAGAAUCAAAAUCAACGCAUUCUUCGAUGGUCUCUUCUACUUCAACAGUACAACCUCGUCGUCAAAUAUAUCAAUGGAGUAGAUAACGUCAUCGCUGACAGUCUGUCAAGAGAAUUUCCAACGUCAGAAGAUUCCGCCGACGACCUCCUCGUUCGUCAGAGCUACCGAGGAUUUAAAGGGGGAGAAAUCUUAGUCUUUAGAUACAUUGACCCCAAAGACUAUAAUAUUCCAUCAUUCGAAUCUAUUCCUCGACUGAUUCCAUUUUUUCGCGCUUGUUUACGAGAACUCUUCAUGCUCUUAUACUCACUGACGUACCAGGACAUACACAAAGCGUCUCUUGCCUGGUCUCUCUUGGCUGAAGAACGUGUUACCAGCGUAUGCCGUGUGGAGCUGACGAGCACAUCUGAGUCCGGGAUCCUGCCUCCUGCCCCUAGUCGCUGCUCAGCUGGAGGGUCCAGUCGUUGCCGGCCUCCCAAAGCUUAG
Messenger RNA from Penaeus chinensis, 4647 nucleotides. RefSeq lists its product as uncharacterized. Gene Ontology annotation, molecular function: nucleic acid binding. Bases 1 to 4647 code for a protein of 1548 amino acids. The record is from RefSeq and is a predicted model, not a curated record. Gene Ontology annotation, biological process: DNA integration. Lineage: Eukaryota; Metazoa; Arthropoda; Malacostraca; Decapoda; Penaeidae. The transcript is spliced from 6 exons.